AUGGACGACUAUGGGCUUGUUUCGAGCAGCCCGCCAUGGAAAUGGGUCGUCGAAAAGCCUUGUUUUGUUUCUUGGAACAGCAAAGAGGAGGGACCAGUAUGUCUAGGUCAACUAUCACCACUGAACUCGACAUCCAGGUUGACCAUUAACAUCGGAUGGCGGGCCGAUGAGCUGUUGAUAGCUUUACAUCUACCAGUAUCAAUACGCGCUUCGAAACAUCCUCGCGACAUGUUCAUGAUCAUCCCCUGCGAUUUUGACACUUCCGCCCUCGAUAUGACAUUUACACCUAUACAGGCAUAUGGACGAGUCGAUCUGGAGAGUGCUGGUCUUGCUGACUGUAACUUGUUUCAUCUCUCCUUCAGACUCGCCAUGCCUUGCGAUGUUAUCAUGCCUCGAGCCAAGCGUCAGAAGCCUGUCAAAGGCACACCGAAAGAGUUGAUGUCAAGGCUCAAGUCAUUAUCUGAGACGACCUCCUUCGAUAUAUACUUCAGGUUCGAUACCUUUGCACAACUCGAGCUGCGGAAAAUCUUUGCUUCAAACUCGAUGAAGCGACUCAACACACCUACUCUGCUGCUUGACAGCAUGUAUGAUGGCCGUGGAGGCGGAGUCAACCUCUGGCUCAAUCAAGGUCUAGAUCUCGAAUCCGAGGAUAAAAGAUGCCACUCCCAUCCCGAAUCACCUCAGAACCUCCUGCCCCCUCCCCCUUAUACUCGGGAUACAAUGCCCUCUCUCGACCUUAACAAACCUCCCGAGCCCCUUGAGCCCCUUGUAGAGGUUGAAGUGCCUUUCAGUGAUGUUAGUGUUGCUUCUUUGCCCAUACACAAGGAAAGUGAUGGUGAAGGCGUGCCUGAGACGCCGUUCUGGGUCCGUAUGCGUCGUAUUUUGGACUAUCGAUCCCCGAGCGUCGAGCACUCAAGCAGAGCCCAUUUCAAGCGUGCUGCAAGUGUUGACUCGUUGCCUGAUAGCAAUUUGAGACGGAAGCAGGUACGGACCGGCCGCUCGCCUUCACUCGGACCUCCGGUUCAUGAGGCUUCUGCUCCUGUUCUCGCUGGGCUUGGUAGCGAGUCGACUGUUGCGCGCCGCGAGUUAAUAUCCCAGGACAAAAAGACUAAUCACAAUGCGUCGCCAUCGCUUGCCCCUGCGAUCCAUGAAACUUCUGGUCCUGCUUGCGUGGCAGUCGAGACAGCGAGAAUCACUACGCAGCAAGGAGCAGGUUCACCCCCGGCCAGGACCGAAGAGAUCGCAACCUGGUUGUUUGGUGCUUGGAGUGUCCUACCAUCUGCACAUCACGACCUUCGCGACCAAUUGCUCGCUUUCGGCGCCGCUUCAGAAGAGCUAUUUGCACAAGCUCGAGUCGAGUGCACGACUCGGUUAGCCUUUGCCGCUGCACGGGCUCCCAAACUACAAGACACAGCGACCUGCACUACAGAUGUGGCCGAUGCAGAAGAGCAAGUCAGAGAGGUUGUGCAGUGGAUCAACAAUGUCAAGCCUGAUGCCGAUAUUUCGAUUUUGCACGACCUUGUCGUUUUGGCCCAGACUGCAAUGAAGGUCGUGGACUCCGAUCCAGACUCGAAAGCUGAGAAGAUGAAUGAGUUUUUGAUGUGCAAGGCAAGGUGUAUUGCUCACGCUUGCGUCUUGGAAGCUAGCGCUGCGACGGGUUAA
Aureobasidium melanogenum CBS 110374 is the source of this 1662-nucleotide messenger RNA. RefSeq lists its product as uncharacterized. Lineage: Eukaryota; Fungi; Ascomycota; Dothideomycetes; Dothideales; Saccotheciaceae. The record is from RefSeq and is a predicted model, not a curated record. The transcript has a single exon. The coding region runs from base 1 to 1662 and encodes 553 amino acids.